Molecule: messenger RNA, 1197 nt
Organism: Penicillium robsamsonii
Lineage: Eukaryota; Fungi; Ascomycota; Eurotiomycetes; Eurotiales; Aspergillaceae
Product: O-methyltransferase family 2
Exons: 6
Molecular function (GO): O-methyltransferase activity
Source: RefSeq, a predicted model, not a curated record
AACUUUUGCCAAUAUGGACUCCAUAAUUGCUCAGAUCCAGGCUAUCCCCCAAACACCGAUGAAGCUGGCCGGUUGGACAUCAUUCAGUCUCUCAAACAAGUGACAAGAGAACUUCAAUCUCCGAAAGAUGCAAUCAUGAAGCUAGGAACACCGGGGCUAACAAAUGCUAUGCUUCGAAUUGGUGCAGAUAUGGGACUCUUUCUCUCCCUCACGAGAAGUGAUGUAUCAUUGACUACCAUGCAAAUUGCGGAGAUCACGGGAGCAUCUGCUCAAUUCCUGGAGAGAAUUCUUCGUUACCUAGCCGCAACAGGCAUAAUCAAGGAGACCGGAGUCAAUGAGUACACCGCAAACAGCAUCACUCAUGUUUUGGCUGACCCCAAGGGCGAGGCUAUGAUAUACCACGGCCCACAAGACCAAACUCACCUCAUUCGAGUGGCUUGUCCAGCACCCAAAGGACACUUCGAAAACCUGCAAAAGAUUAUGACUACACUUCAAGGAUCAGAGUGGACCGAGGGAUUUGACCUUUUCAUCAAUGAAGCCCGUAAGGUUCCAUUCAAAGUUUCAUCCGCCGCCCCGGAGAUACCCUUCUUCGACGUUGGUGGCGGCCAUGGCCACCAAUGUAUCGAGCUUGGGAAGAAGUAUCCCAAUCUCCUAGGUUACCUUGUUCUCCAGGACUUGACAGAGGCAAUGAAGAAUUUAACUCCGAUUGAUGGCGUGAAGGCUGAAGCUUAUGACUUUUUCCAAACGCAACCGAUCACUGGUGCCAAAUUCUACUAUCUCCGCAGAAUCAUGCAUGAUUGGCCCGACGACAAAGCCACGAAGAUCCUCCGCAAUGUUCACGCCGCCAUGGGCCCCGACUCGCGGAUCUUGAUCGAUGAUGCUGUGCUGCCAGAUACUGGCGCUAAGUGGCAAUCAACCGUAGCCGAUCUUGCCAUGAUGAUAUUUGCUGGUAAAGAGCGGACCAAACAUCAAUGGGAGUCACUUGCAGAAAGCGUGGGCUUGCGCGUGGAACAUAUUAAUGCUUAUGUUGCUUCAACUUAUACCGACAUUCUCGUUUUGGCUUCCCAGUUAGCCACACAGGGCCGUGGGCUGAAAGAACUCCGCUUUCUGGGAUUUCCCGGUUCGCAGAUCUUCGGCUGCGAUGCUGAGCAGGCCUUUGUAGAUCUCUGGUCAGCUGGAAGAGAAGCUUUGUGGUAA